Diceros bicornis minor is the source of this 1561-nucleotide messenger RNA. RefSeq names its product melanoma-associated antigen 11-like. The record is from RefSeq and is a predicted model, not a curated record. Gene Ontology annotation, biological process: negative regulation of transcription by RNA polymerase II. Lineage: Eukaryota; Metazoa; Chordata; Mammalia; Perissodactyla; Rhinocerotidae. Gene Ontology annotation, cellular component: nucleus.
AUGCAUAGGUCAAGUGCCUGGAACCUCUGCAACCAGGAGCUCCAGGAACCCACAGCCCCCUCUGUCCUGUUCCUGGGCACCCUGGAGGAGGUGGCUGCUGCUGUGACCCCAAGUCCUCCCCAGAGCCCUCAGAGUGCCUGGCCCUCCCCCACUACCAUGGCAGCCGCUCCAUGGAGCCAAUCUGAACACGAUGGCUCUAGCAACCAAGAUGAAGAGGGGUCAAGUACCUGGGAGGACCUGGAAGAUGUCGAGUGUUCGCUCCAAGACGCACUACAUUUGAAGAUCGCUGAUCUGGUGGGGUUCCUGCUCCUCCGGUAUUGCACAAAGGAGGCGACCACAAAGGCGGAAAUGCUGAAUCUGGUCAUCAGAGAAUACCAGGACCUUCCUGUGAUCUUCAGCUGAGUCUCUGAGUGCAUGCAGCUGGUCUUUGGCGUUGGCGUGAAGGAAGUGGACCCCAACCACCAAUCCUACGUCCUGGUCACCACCCUGGGCCUCACAUACGAUGGGAUGCUGAGCGGUGAGCAGAGCAUGCCCAAGACCGGCCUCCUGGUGCUGCUCCUGGACGUGAUCCUCCUGGAGGGCGACUGCGCCCCUGAGGAGGACAUCUGGGAAGCGCUGAGUGUCAUGGGGGUGUGUGCCGGGACAGAGCACUUCAUCUAUGGGGAGCCCAGGGAGCUCCUCACCAAAGUUUGGGUGCGAGAACCAUACGUGGCAUACCGGCAGGUGCCCGACAGCAAUCCUGCAUGCUACGAGUUCCUUUGGGGUCCCAGGGCCCACACUGAAACCAGCAAGAUGAAAGUCCUGGAGUAUUUGCUCAGGGUGGGUAGCAGGGAUCCAGGUUCCUUCCUCCACGUGUGCGAAGAGGCUGUGAGCGAUGAGGAAGAGGGGGCCUGAGCCAGAGUUGCAACCAGGCUCAGUCCAGGCCCACAUCCAGCAGCUUCUCCUGCCAGGAAUGAAGUGAGGCCACUUCUUCACUGUGUGUUUGAAGGGAGAGCAGUCAGUGUCCUAAGUAGUGGAUGGCCAGGGCGAGGUGAGGAGACACAGUGCAUAGCAUCUUUGGGAUCCUGUUCUCUAUGAUUGAUCUUGGAGAUGGAUCUUGGUUUCUUUUAGGAGUUUUUCAAAUGCUGUUCCUUGUAGUAGAAGGUUUAAUUAGCUUCAGCAUCUAAGUUUGGGAAUGACGUUGACCACAUAUGAAUUUGUACUUAUCCAGUCCAAGAGGAAGAGUUUUGCUAUUUUGUAAAAGUCAUUGGGACACCGUCCAUUGUAGUCUGUGAUCUGAACAGGUGACAUGGCACUGGAACAGGAAUUUCCUUGGAAAUGUGAAAGAAAUUAGCAGUCAAAUUGAUGGGGUCAGGAAAUAGAGAAAGAAAUGUAGAAGAUACUUAAUUCUUGGCUUCUUAUCCCUUCUCUUCUGUCAUUCUAUCAAGCUAAAAGAUAUACUUAUACACGGAUUUGCUUGGGUUAUUCAAGAAAGUCAGACAAAUUUCAUUUGAGUAAAUGAGACCCCUGCUCACUGGCUCGUUUCUUCCUCAGACUUUUGCUGAGCCUCUGCUCUCUGGAA